Messenger RNA from Panthera uncia (snow leopard), 1142 nucleotides. RefSeq names its product chromosome A3 C2orf73 homolog (gene CIMIP6). The transcript is spliced from 5 exons. NCBI's taxonomy places the organism in Eukaryota, Metazoa, Chordata, Mammalia, Carnivora, Felidae. Bases 85 to 963 code for a protein of 292 amino acids. The record is from RefSeq and is a predicted model, not a curated record.
UCCACGCACCUCUUUCCUAGCAGGGCUUAGUGCCUGAUCUUCGCGUGAGGCUCCUCGCUGCCUCGUGUCAGGCCGUGGGAGCCCAUGGAGGGAAAGGAGGAUAAGCGGCAACAGCAUAAAAAAAUAGAAGAUGCUGGUAUAGAGUAUGUAACUGAAAAAAAAGAAGAAAUCAAAUAUGACGAAAAACCCGGGAAAAGUGUACAACGUUCAAAACCAUGUGUCGGGAGAGGACGUGUAUAUUAUGCAAAAUUCAUUCAUACAAAUGCAAGAACAUUGAAUGAACCAGUUCCUUACAUAGAUCCCCAAAAAGGGCCAGAAAAACAGGGUGACUGGUGGUCGCACAGUAAAGGAAUGGAACACCCCUUCCAACCACCUUAUGACACUAAGAGCACCCAGAGGAGUGACUUUCAAAAACCAACAUGUCCAUUGGUUUUGCCAGUCAAACACAGCAAGUUGCAAAAGCCUUCUUGUGGAAUAGUUCCACUUGCCUCUCCUGAAGCAUCAGCAGAACUUCAAAAGAAUUUUAUAGAACACAUCUCUUAUUUACAUCAAUACGAUUCUAGGAAAAGUCCCAAUGAGCCCAUCCCGGGAAAGCGACAUGGAGCUUUUGUGCAGACAGAGAUAAAACCAGGGAGUAGGCCAAUAGUUCCUACGGGAACAGAGGUAUUACAGAACGCUCCGGGGUCAUGCUCAUCAGAACAGUCCAAAAAAACAGAGAAAGGAAACUCAGCGGAAAGCAAAAUGAUCUCACCAGGUCUCUGCCGACAAAAUUCCCCAGAGCUGUUAGAGACUGAAACUCACUUAUCAGAAACAGACGUCAGAGGGGCAGCCAAGGCAUGCCCCAGAAGUCCUGAGAGAAGAGAGAAGCCUGCAGACACCUUCCAAAUAACUGCAGUAAAUGCUCUUCUCCCCAGGCAUGAUCCUUUAAAUCCACCAAUAAAAAGCCAGAAUAAAUCAGGAUAAAUUACCUUCUUCAGAUGAAAAUCUAAUCCUUGGAAUGUAGACAAAUUUCAGAAUCACCAUACAAGCCCUCACAGUUGCUUUUUCUGUUAUCAAUAAACUAAAGAAAUUCAAUUCACAUAAAUGGGAAAAUGAAAAAAAAAGACAAUUAAAAUACACCAGAAUUUAAGAGUGGUCUCUAA